GUGCCGAAGCUUGAUUUUCCAACUUUUAUUCCUUGUUUUAGAACCACAAUAGAACUCGGUGGCCCACUAAUGCAAGAUCAUCUAAGGGAGAUCGAGGGAACGCUUGCCCGAACAAGCGAGCGCAAAAAUACCAUAUUGUAUAAGCUUACGAAACGGAGGGCGGAAGAGGAGCGUUUAGAACGGCUUGGUAUUAACAAAAUACCCCCUAGCCCACACAAUGUGAAUGAUAUUAGCGUAAUUAAGUUUGUUUUGCACAGGUUAAAACAGGAAAUUGGUGACAAAAUUGCACGAAUUCGCAACGCAUCUUUUAUAAGCAUCGAAAAAGAUGGCGAGGGAGUAGUACGAGCAAGAAAUGACGAAAUUAAUAAACUAAUAGCUCAAAAAAAUCAAUGGGAAAAUAGGCUUGCUAUUUUAAAGAAUGAAGGCUGGGUUAACUCCAUAUCUAACAAGGUUUUUUUCGGUUGCGCUAAGGACUUACCAGAGGCUGCAACUUUUCGCACAAAACGCGAGCGCCCUGUGCUAGAGAGUGAUGAAGAACUGUCAUCACACAGGAGCCAAUCGCUUGGUUCAACUACCAAUGAACUUGAGUCUCUCGAAUCCACUAUCAAAACGACUUACCUUGAAAAGGUUACAUGGCUUUUGUCACCAGAACUUGAAGAAAAAGUUUUGAAGCUUGAAAAGGAAAGUGAGAUAAAUGAUCGGCAGGAAACUAAUGCAAUUGUAAGUACCGUAGAACCUAGAAAAACAGGAGGAACAAGAUACAUAUCUUAUUUUCAGAACUUAGAACUCCCUGAAGAAAAGGAGUUUGAACGGAUGGCUGUUGAGAAGCGGAAAUUGGGUUUAAAGAAGCGCCUUGAGUCCUUAAAGGACAACAUUUGAAAUGUUGUGUGAUCAUAUUAAAUGUGUUUAGGUGUUGUCCCUCAUUACCCACAAAAU
Phytomonas sp. Hart1 is the source of this 936-nucleotide messenger RNA. Lineage: Eukaryota; Euglenozoa; Kinetoplastea; Trypanosomatida; Trypanosomatidae. The record is from the annotation of a GenBank genome assembly.